Molecule: messenger RNA, 780 nt
Organism: Letharia lupina
Lineage: Eukaryota; Fungi; Ascomycota; Lecanoromycetes; Lecanorales; Parmeliaceae
Exons: 2
Coding region: 1-780 (259 amino acids)
Source: RefSeq, a predicted model, not a curated record
AUGGAAGAGCUGCGAAGUCACUCCUCGAAAUCGGGAAUAUUGACCAAUAUCGGCAUCGUUGAUGUACUGCGCAGAUGGCACCCCAACCACAGUGUUACGCAGACACCAAAAUCGACAGGGAUUCUCAAAUUGGCAAAAGCUGGCUAUGGUGAUGCAACGCUGGAUACCGGCAAUGAUUUCUAUGCAUCACGGAUCUAUAAGCCAGCCACUGAUGACCAGAGGGGCACCGGGCGUCUGAAAGACAAAGUGGACCAAGGGGAUGUUAUAAAUGGGCGGUCCCAGACCGUGGACAACCUUAUCACUGCCGCCACGCAGCGUCUGUCCGAGAUCAAAGAAGAGAUAUGGGUGUAUGAUCGAGGGUAUUGGAGCAAAAACCACAAGCUCUGGAAGAACGUGCAAGGUUGCAAGUGGGAAAACGUGAUCCUCAAUGAUGAGAUGAAGCUUCAACUCAUCAGCGAUAUUCGAGGCUUUUUCGACCGCAAAGAGGACUACAAGUCGUUCGCAGUGCCCUGGAAGGUAAGUGAGUACCGAGUUCCGUUGGCCCCAUUCGUCCUGAUGCCUUCAAAGCCAUUGGUCCAAGGUGCUCUGGCCCAGUUUCUUGCUGCUCGUUUUGGAUCCGUUAAGUUGAUGAUUGCAGCGUGGGGUCAUUCUUCAUGGCCUGCCCGGAAACGGAAAAACAAUCUCCAUCAAGGCUCUGAUGCGCUCUCUCGCUUCCCGGUCAACGCCCAUCCCAAAGCCAAUAGCGCACACUACACACGAUCAGCCCCGAGCAUGUUGUGA